This is a messenger RNA of Adineta steineri, 987 nucleotides long. NCBI's taxonomy places the organism in Eukaryota, Metazoa, Rotifera, Eurotatoria, Adinetida, Adinetidae. The record is from the annotation of a GenBank genome assembly.
AUGAAAUUUGAAUGUCGACAACAACUUAAUCAAAUAGUCAAUGCAAUUACAAUGAAUAACAAUUAUGAUCCACGAAAUGAUAAUGAAUUCCCUAAAAUAUCACAUGAUGAUCAGUCUGAAACAGCACCUCAACUUGCUAUCCAUCGACUGGUUAAAAUGACCAUCAAUAAACCUAGUUGUAACAUUGAUUCUGAUCCUAUUCAUGAUAUUUCACAAGAACAGAAUGAACAACAAUCACUCAGUAUUCAUCAUCGACCAACUCGUCAAUGUGCUGUUCAUAUGGAAGACCAACCCUUCGAUCAAUUCGAAAAACGUUAUAGUGAGCAAUGUCAACAUAAAGAACGUACUAUUUGUGAUAUGUGUGUAUAUAGUAAUGUGGAAGCUGCUCUGAAAGAUAUGCAGAUUACGAGUUUGACAUGUCCAGAACUCGGUUGUCAAGCAGUAUUUGAUUAUAAUGAAGUAUGUGAAAUACUUCUUAAGAAUGACAACCAAGCAUUAUUUGAAUUGUAUGAUCGUCAAUUAACUCAUCAACAUCUUGAACAAAUGUCGGAAUUUAUUUGGUGUCCUUAUCCUGGAUGUGGUUCAGGUCAAUUAAUUGAAAGAGACACAUCAGAUCGAAAUCGAAUUAGUUGUAUAAAAUGUAAUCGAAUGAUAUGCUCACAUCAUCGAAUAAAAUGGCAUAUAGAUAUGACAUGUGAGGAGUAUGAUCAGUUAGAGGUAAAACCCGAUGAAAAAACAAAACGCUGGUUAAAUAAGUAUUCAAAACAAUGUCCUCAAUGUAAAUCACCAAUCCAAAAAGCCGAAGGAUGUGAUCACAUGACAUGUAAAAAAUGUAAUCAUCAGUUUUGUUGGGAAUGUUUAGUAGAUUAUAUUUUCAUUCGUAGGGGAGGACUUGAUCAACAUAAACGAACAUGUAGUCACUAUCGGAACUCACGUCAAAUGCGUCGCAUGAAUAGAUUUCGAACAAAUAGAUGUACAAUUUCAUAA